This is a messenger RNA of Aphidius gifuensis, 1303 nucleotides long. It is a transcript of the gene Arf102F, whose product is annotated as ADP-ribosylation factor 2. Gene Ontology annotation, molecular function: GTPase activity; GTP binding. Bases 314 to 856 code for a protein of 180 amino acids. Gene Ontology annotation, cellular component: cytoplasm; plasma membrane. The transcript has a single exon. Gene Ontology annotation, biological process: vesicle-mediated transport; intracellular protein transport. The record is from RefSeq and is a predicted model, not a curated record. NCBI's taxonomy places the organism in Eukaryota, Metazoa, Arthropoda, Insecta, Hymenoptera, Braconidae.
AAAAAAACUACAACGCAAAAAAAAAAACAAUAAAAUUUAUUUAUUGUAUAAAUAUUAAUUCAAAAAAAUUAAACAAACAAUUUGUAUGAAUUAAAAAUAAAACAAAGUGAGAGAGAUAUUUAAUAUACGUUGGCGGUGUUGCUGCUGAUAUAUUUGGGUUAGAAACAUUUCUAUCGCAGUCGUCAUCACAUUGUAGAAAAAAAAAAAAAAAUUCACCUGACGUGGAUUAUUUUAACAUAAAUAAAUAAGAAAGAGAGAAAGAAAGAUAUAUACAAAUAAUUAAAUAAAUAUAUCUAAAGUAAAAAAAUAAAUAAUGGGAUUGACUGUGAGUAGUUUAUUUACAAAAUUAUUUGGUAAAAAGCAAAUGAGAAUAUUGAUGGUUGGACUUGAUGCUGCCGGUAAAACAACAAUAUUAUAUAAAUUAAAACUUGGUGAAAUAGUAACAACAAUACCAACAAUUGGAUUUAAUGUUGAAACUGUUGAAUAUAAAAACAUAUGUUUUACUGUUUGGGAUGUUGGUGGUCAAGAUAAAAUAAGACCAUUAUGGAGACAUUAUUUUCAAAAUACCCAAGGUCUUAUUUAUGUUGUUGAUAGUAAUGACAGAGAUCGUAUAUCUGAAGCACGUCGUGAACUUGAUAAUAUGCUUAAAGAAGAUGAAUUAAGAGAUGCUGUAUUACUUGUAUUUGCUAAUAAACAAGAUCUUCCAAAUGCAAUGACAGCUGCUGAAUUAACUGAUAAACUUGGUCUCAAUGAAUUACGAGGACGUUAUUGGUACAUCCAGAGUACCUGUGCAACACAAGGUCAAGGACUUUAUGAGGGACUUGAUUGGUUAAGCAAUGAACUUGCCAAAAAGUGAUUUAAUUAUCAUCAACAUCAUCAUCAUUAUUUAUAUUAUUAUUAUCAAUGUACCAAGAAUAUAUGUUUAAUUAUUAUUAUCACUUUUAUUUUCAUCUUCAAAAGUUUUUGCCCCUUUUUUUUUAUCUCAUAUUCAUUUGGUACAUUUAAUAUGAUAUUAAUGAUAAUAUUGUAAGACUUAUUUUAUGGUCAAUAAGGGAAUUAAUUAUUAAUAAUAUUUUUUUUUUGCUUUGUUUAUGAAAUAGUUAAUAAUAUGUAAUAAUAUAAAUUAUAUUUACAAAAAUAUUAACUUUGUUUUUUAAUUAUAUACUACUAAUAAUUAAUGGCAACCUUGAUACAAUCUUUCAUCAUAUUCCAAAUGUAAAUAAUAUUAAAAAAUGAAAAUAAAUUUGAAAAAAUUAAACAACUCAUUGUUCGUUAGUAUUUUUAUAUUUAUUAUUAUUUUUAU